UGGGCAGGCUGUACAAGCUGGCUUUGUACCUAAAGGGCUGUUGGUGUACACGUGCCCAGCUUCCAGGCAACAUGUUCCCGCAUGCAAAUGCCAGUAUCACAGUUGACCGUACCCAUCCCUGUUUGUCUUCAGAGGGGCAAAAGAGAAAAUGGGCCUUGGAGACUGGCAGGUGGGGAAGAGCUGGUGGUACCUGAGGGAACCUGCAUGAGGAAUCGUAUUAAAAGGAGACUGUUAAACCCCUCCAUUGCAGUCUACAGGGGGAAAGCAUAGGCAUGGACUAACAUCACUGGUGGUGGUUGGUUUCCGUGGUGGAGGCAGAGUGACAGCAGGAUGUGUGAAGGGCCAUCCAGGAUUUCUGGACCCAUUCCUCCAGACCCUACGCUCUUUCCAAACUAUUACAAACGCCCCUUCUCAGCUCGAGGGAGGCUGGAAGGGAAUGCUCAGAAGCUGGAUUUUACCUCUGGCCCCCUGGCCCCAGUUCCCAACCCAUACCCUGCUUUGGGCAGUGCCCGCCAGGUCCAGCCAGCCCCUCACAUUCGCCCCAGUGGAAAGGACUUUCUGGAGAAGGGACAGAAGGGGAUGCUCAGUCUCUUGCUGCAGCUCGAAGGGAUCUCCCUUGAUGGGGGGCUGCCAGUCAAGAGGAAAGAGUCCAAGGACCACGAGAAGGAAAAUGUGAGGCGAAUAAAGGAGAUUCAGAAGAAGUGCAAAGAGAAGGAGCGAGCCCAAGAGCACAGCCAGCCCAAGCCUGUGAAAGCUCUGUGGAAAUCCCAGAAAUACGAAAACGUGGAGUCAAAGGUGAAGGCCAAACUGCAGGAGAGGUCCCCACCUCCAAAUCCAGAGGCUCUGAAAUUCCUGAGGGCAUAUUCUCGCUGUGGCCCUGGGAUCAAGCCGUGCAGACCGCUCUCCCCAAGGCCUGCCAGAACAAAAGCAGGAGCAGACGCAGAGGCUCCAGAGGCACUGGGUGCUGAAACCAAGAUGCAGGUGGAGGGCAAAAGCAUUGACUUCAUUAAGCACAACGCCCGCAACGCCAAGCGGGCCCCGCUGCGGCGCUCCCAGUCACUGCAGGCACUGGCUGAGCUGCUGGAACAGAGGCACCGGGAGCAGGAGGAGUACAACACCAAUCAAAAGGGCCACGUCCCCCAGUACCUGCUGGAGAGGAAGGAGCUGUGGCGCAGACAGAUGGAGGAGCGGCUGCGAAACCUGCCAGAUCCUGACACGCCACCUGGUCAUACCAUGAUGCCGGAGGGCCAGCGGCUGGAGACCCUCAGCAAUCUGAAGCAGAGCCAGGAGCAGCUGAUAAAGGACCUGGUGAUGCUACCAGUGCGCACGGACACCCUCAGCAUGCAGAAGAGGCGGAUAGAGCUGGAGAGAAAGCUCUCCCAGAUAGAAGAGGCCAUCAAAAUUUUCUCGAGGCCCAAAGUCUUCAUCAAGCUGGACUCCUGAGCCGGUGGGGCUGGGUGUGUUGUGCUGCUCUGCGUGAAUAUCCUUCGUCGCUGGGAAGGGACAAUCGUC
Molecule: messenger RNA, 1512 nt
Organism: Harpia harpyja (harpy eagle)
Lineage: Eukaryota; Metazoa; Chordata; Aves; Accipitriformes; Accipitridae
Gene: ENKD1
Product: enkurin domain containing 1
Exons: 8
Coding region: 331-1443 (370 amino acids)
Cellular component (GO): cytoplasmic microtubule
Source: RefSeq, a predicted model, not a curated record